Nylanderia fulva is the source of this 1908-nucleotide messenger RNA. NCBI's taxonomy places the organism in Eukaryota, Metazoa, Arthropoda, Insecta, Hymenoptera, Formicidae. The record is from RefSeq and is a predicted model, not a curated record.
AUGAGAGCAUUGACGAAGUAUGCUCCCAGACACGCUUCGUCAUUACGUGACUGGAAACACAUCUCCAACUUGACCUUAGCGGAUGACGAUCCGACUGGAUCAACUCCUAUUGACCUCAUUAUUGGAGCUGAUUUGUAUAGCAAGGUUCUUGUCAAUAUACGCAAUGGACCCAUAGGUCAACCAGACGCUAUACAAUCGCAUUUCGGGUGGAUUCUAUCUGGACCUACGUCAAUCCCUAAUCAUGUCAUACAAAACACCCAUGUAGUCGGCUCUACUUUGGUUUCAUCGCAUGUCGGAGCCCAACCUCAAGGCUCACCAUUACCCAGUUCACAACAAAGGUAUCAUGCAGUUGCUCACUGCUGCUCCUUGGAACGGCAAUUAUCUCAUAGAGUAGCCGAAAUUCAGACACGAUUACCAACCGGUAGUUGGCAUCACGUAAACACCAGUGAAAACCCCGCAGACUGUGCUUCGCGCGGAUUACUCGGCCGAGAUUUGAUAUCCAUCAACCUAUGGUGGCAUGGGCCGUCAUGGUUGCAUCUUCAUUCUGAUGAGUGGCCUCAUCAAAUUCUAUCAGAGCACCACGAAACUCAGUUGGAACUGAAGGCAUGUGAAGCUCAUCAAAACAGUACUCGUGAAGACUGGAGUCUUGCUGCACGGUAUUCAUGGUGGCCAAAAUUGAUACGCGUCACUGCAUAUAUAUACCGAUUCAUAAACAAAUGUCAACGGAAGCACGCGGCAGAUCACAAAGAUCACGUCCGGUCCCACGCCAUUACAGCAUUUGAGUACAUGCAGUCUCGUAACUUUUGGUUGCAUAUGAUUCAAGCAGAGGUGUUCAAGCAAGAACUUUACUUACUCAAGUCAAACAAGAGGUUAUCAAGAAACAGCGCUCUGAUAUCAUUAAAUCCAUUCCUAGACGCAAAUGGUCUACUCCGCGUUGGCGGAAGAUUGGAGCAUUCUCAUCUACCAUUUCAAUCCAAACAUCCAGUUCUACUAGCUGAUCAUCCAAUUACUACAAUGCUCAUUCGCUACACGCACAUAGCCUCGCUGCACGCCGGUCUUCAGUCUACCCUGUCUAAAAUUCGCCAAGAAUUUUGGAUUAUAAAAUCUAGGCCUUUAGUUAAAUCAGUUAUCUACAGGUGCGUUCGAUGCACGCGAGAAAGAGCUCAGGUAGCCAAUCAGUUAAUGGGUCAACUCCCAUCAACUCGAGUCUCAACGCCAACGAGGGCGUUUUUGCACAGCGGCAUCGAUUAUGCCGGUCCAGUGCUCAUUCGAGCCUCUGCUGGUCGAGGAAUCACCUCACGAAAGGCUUACAUAGCCGUUUUCAUAUGUUUGGCAACUCGAGCCAUUCAUCUCGAGUUGGUCAGCGAUUAUUCAACGCCAGCAUUUUUGAACGCAUUUCAACGAUUUUGCGCCAGACGAGGCUUGCCAGCAGUUAUGUAUUCGGAUAACGGUACAACAUUCACAGGAGCCGAUAAAGAGCUAUCCCGCGCGUAUCGGGAUGCUCAACGCAAUACGGAUUUUCUCAAUUUAAUCGCAACAGAUAGGAUCACUUGGAGUUUCAUCCCGCCUCAUGCUCCUCAUUUUGGAGGACUAUGGGAGGCAGGAGUGAAGAGUGUCAAACACCACCUUCGUCGAAUUGUAAGCUCACACGCAUUGACAUUUGAGGAGUUCACGACAGUGUUGUGCAAAAUUGAGGCUAUCCUCAACUCAAGGCCGCUUUCUCCACUCAAUGAUACUCCAGAUGACUACGAGUUCCUGACCCCAGGUCACCUUUUGAUUGGGACUGCCAUUACUACGAAUCCGGAACCUUCCGUUCUACAAUUGAACGAAAACAGAUUGUCGCGAUGCAACCAAAUGCCUGUUAUUGUUCAAUAUGUAAUCACUGAAUCUCACUCGAAAAAUCAUUAA